AUGUCAUUCCCAUACAAACACGUCCUUCUCAUCGGCGCCACCUCAGGCAUCGGCCGCGCAAUGGCCGACCGCUUCAUCAAAACCGGCAUCAAAGUUACAGCCGUAGGAAGACGUCAAGACCGCCUCAACGACUUCGUCAGCACACACGGCGGAUCCAACGCCCAUUCCAUAACCUUUGACGUGAGCAAAACCGAGCAAGCGCCGCAGUUCGCAAAGGACGUCUUCACCACAUACCCAGACAUCGACUGUGUGUUUCUCAACGCAGGCGUGCAGCGCCGCUACAACCUAACCAGCCAGGAGACAUUUGACCUAGCCAGCUUCCAGAACGAGGUCCACGUCAACUUCACCAGCAUCGUGGCUCUGGCGCAUGCGUUCCUGCCCUAUCUGACGGCGAAGACUGAGCCGGUUAGCUUCAUCUUUACCGGGACGAAUCUCGCUAUUGUCCCUGCUUGUCCGAUGCCGGCUUAUUCGGCCGCGAAGGCGGCGCUAAAUGCCUUUGUUUACUGCUUCAGGGAGCAGCUCAAGUCGACCAAUGUUAAGGUUAUUGAUUUGUCUCCUCCGGCGGUGCAGACCGAACUUCAUGACUACUUGACCCCCGAGGUCGGGCGCAAUAUCGGCAUGCCACUGGACCAGUUUAUCAACGAGGCGUUUGCACAGCUCCAGGCGGGCAAGGACCAGGCUGUUAUCGGGCAUGUGGCGGAUGAGAAGACGUUCUAUGAGAUUCUUAAUAAGCGGCGGUCUAUGUUUGAGGAUCUGACGAAUCCUGGCUCAGGAAAAACCACCCUCCUACUCAACCUGAUCCCUCAGCUCCCACAAAACUACCGUCUCGCUCUUCUCAAGAACGAAUUUGGCGAUGUUGCCAUCGACUCCCAGCUAGCCUCGGCACAAUCCAUCUCCGGUGUCCGCGAACUCCUGAACGGGUGCAUCUGCUGCAACCUCGUCGGUCAACUCAGCGAUGCGCUGAACCAACUCCGCGACGAAGUCAAGCCGGAUCGCAUUGUGAUCGAGACCAGUGGGAGUGCAUUCCCCGCGACGUUGGCGAUGGAGGUGAAUCGGGUGGGACGUGAACAGCCGGGCAGCUUUGUCUUGGACGGUGUGAUCAGUGUGAUCGACGUGGAGAAUUGGGAAGGGUACGAGGAUACAUCCUAUACGGCGAAGUUGCAGGCGAAGUACACUGAUUUGAUUAUUUUCAACAAAUGGGAGAAGGUAUCGGAGAGACGGUUUGACCUUUGUUUGGAUCGUGUGGGGGAUCUGGAGGUGCAGACGCCGUAUGUGAAGUCAGAUAAGGGGAGGGUGGACAAGAAUGUGCUGUUGGGCAUUGAUGGGGCUUUGUUUGUGAAGGCGGAUGGGGCUAAACUUACAAAUGGUCAUGACCAUGACCAUGGGCACAAGCAUGAUCAUCAAUCUGAGGUGGAGGUGCUUUCUGUCACACUGAAAUCCACUCAGCCUGAGCCCACGGUUAAUGUAUCUAUGCUGGAGCAGUUGCUGCAGUCUGCGCCAAAGGACGAGGUCUAUCGAAUUAAAGGUAUAUUGCGUUGCUCGACGCAAUCGCCUCCGGCUGAGUCGUCGGAUACCCUGGGCGAGCCUAGAUCUGCUGAGGACGGAGCGGCCAAACAUUACAUUCUAAACUGGGCAUUUGGUCGUUGGACCUUCACCCCCUCCGAGGUCGUUGCGGAAACAGCUGACCCGAGCGUGGCUGCUCGCAUCACGUUUAUCCUUGCCCGGUAUGAGUCUGCAAAGUGGAAGAAGAAGCUAGAAGCCGGUGGCUUGGUCCAAGUUGGAGAGGGGAAUGAAGGAACGGAGUUGGUUGUUGAGCGACUUGUCUAG
Aspergillus alliaceus is the source of this 1827-nucleotide messenger RNA. RefSeq lists its product as uncharacterized. Gene Ontology annotation, cellular component: cytoplasm. Lineage: Eukaryota; Fungi; Ascomycota; Eurotiomycetes; Eurotiales; Aspergillaceae. The coding region runs from base 1 to 1827 and encodes 608 amino acids. The record is from RefSeq and is a predicted model, not a curated record. The transcript has 5 exons.